ACAAUGCGGAUUGUCAUUGAUUGCAAUGAUUAUCAUCAUGUGCCAGCUGGAAUUCGUAACAUGAAUAGAUACAUCUACAAUAAUACAUCUACGGCAGAACCACUCUAUAGAGGGUACACCAUUAUUGGAAAUGACAAUACUGUCCUUAAUUGAGAGGUGUUACUAUGACAGGUCAAAUUCAACUAAAUUGAUCCUUUUACAAGUCUUUCAAAUACCACUCAGGAAUAAAAAUAUCGAGAAGUGUCCUCAGGUGCGUGGAAAUUAAAACGUUUACAAAUGUGUAGACCCCAGCUGACACAGAGUCAACAAAUACAUGAAUACAGUCUCUUUGCACACUGAUUGCCGUGGACAUUUCCUCAAAGUCUCUGGGAGGAGAAGAUAUACAAGGAUUAACUCAAAACGGACUAGCAAGAGAGGAGAAAUGAUGAAAACGCUCAAAGUUCACAGACCCAAGUUACGUUUGACUUUCAGGAGGGACUACAUUGGACCAAUGGAUAAGAUGAUGGAAGCGGAAAUUCCAUCUCAUGUUGAUCAACAGAUCCCUUCAGUCGAUCAGCACUGCAUCCAAUCGAUGGAUGAACCACCAGAUGUUGUCCCCAGUCCCGACAUGAUUCCCCGGAGACGACUGUUAAGCUUAGUGGUGGGGAUACCACUCAGGCUGAAGAAGUACAGUGAGAGGUCGAAACAGGCAAAGAGACAUGUAGUUACCGUCCUUUUGAUGCUCAUCACUUCCACAUUACUUCUGACCCUGUUCAUGACGUCAUUAUCAUCACCGAAGGAAUACGUCAUUCUGGACGAUACGUUCGACACACCCGUCUUGGUCGAAAAGGUUAAUAUCAGAAAAUGGAGUGUAGUAGAGAGUCGUUAUAUUGUGGAUAAUUUGGACAAGUUGGAAGAUAUGUUGUUCCGGGACGAGCGGAUGCUACAAAAGGCUGCAGGCAAUCCACAACGGUUCCGUCAGGACAGCCAAAAUGAUGAUUCUAUGAGACAUCACUUUGUGCCAAGGCAUUCGUUCACUAAACAAUUCAUGAAUGGCAUGGAGAAUAACUUUGAUAUGCCCGUCGAAGAGAGCUUGAAUGCCCUUGUUGCCAAGGGAAACAUCCAAGAUGAGGACCCAGACCAAGUCCUCAUACCGCCAGGUGUCAGAAAUAACAUGGUUAUGAACAACAAAAUCCAGGACUUCCCACAGCAGGACUACAUGGGUUACUAUGAUGAUUAUGAUGACAAUGAAAUUCCAAGAGCACCCAAGAAGGUUGAGAGAACGUUUCAGUAUAUUCAGAGUAAUAUACCAGGCAGAGACAGGCGUGAUGAUGAAGUUCAACGCAAAACAGACAAUCAAGCUGAGUUUGAUUUUGAGCUUGUUACAGAUGAUAACCACAAAGCCAGACAAACAACUCAAAGACCUGCUUUUGUCAGACAAACUUUCAUCCACAGCAAAACUAUCCACUAUUUUCCAAUUGAACGAAUUCGCAAACAAGACUCGAAAAUCCCGAAGGAAUUUUUCAACAUAAAAACAAUAAUAAAUCCCCAUACCUACAGGUACAUCAUAAAUCCUAAAGACACAUGUAAACGAAUAAAUGGUUCAAACAUAUUUGUCAUAGUGCCCAUCAUAAGUUCAUUAGAUAACUUCAAGUUACGAGAAACCAUCAGAAAAACAUGGGGACAAUUUUCAGCAGUUUACGGAUACCAAGUCCGUUUUGUUUUCAUGCUCGGCACUUCCAAAUUGACCUACCUUCAGGACUUAGUAAAAAAGGAGAGUGACAUUUUUGGGGACAUUGUGCAAGAGUCGUUUAUAGAUACGUAUGUCAAUUCGACUCUGAAAGCUAUUUUCACAUUACGCUGGGUACAAACAUACUGCGCAAAUGCUAAAUUUAUGCUGAGGCUGAAUGAUGAUGUCAUGGUGCACCAAUACAAAUUCAUACAGUAUUUACGAGAUCGGGGCUUGCCUGACACCAAGUUGUACUGGGGGCAGGUUUUUCAUGACUCGCGCGUGGAUAAGGGGUUAGCAAAACAUGAGUAUCGUUCCAAUAUUCCGUGGCGAGAAGGAAGUUACUAUCCACCAUAUUGUAAUGGACCGUACAUUCUUAUGACAAUGGACGUUGUAAAGAACAUGUAUAAAAUGUCCUCACGCACCCCGCUGAUGUUUCCUGAAGAUGUCUAUUAUGGCAUCUUAGCGGAAAAACUUGGCAUCAGGACGUAUGAUGCCUCCAUGCACCUUGUGGACCAAUUUGAAGUGCAGAAUCCCGUCCAGAAAUUCAGAAUAGAUAGAGAUAACACGAGACCAGAGAUGAUGGGUCACCUUGGUUCUGAUGACCAGACACCGAUGAGAAUGGAAUAUCUUUGGAAGAUGGUCGAGAGAAGGACGAAUGACAAGAAGGACUGCGUGAAAAGAAAGUUUACAAAACAUUUCAUAGGUUAGUACCUUGCGAAAAGUGCUAACUUAUGGAAUGUUUUGUAAAUAUUAUUUUCAACUAUUUCGACGGGAAGUUUUUCGAUGGAAGAUUCUUCACACAUAUGUAUAUCAAACUAUGAAGACCCUGACUGGGUCAAGAGUGAAUGCAAAAAAUAUGAUUUCCAUUUUGGGAAAAUUUUGAUAUAGAAUAGCACACUUUUCUACAUAUCUAUCUAUCUUUAUGACAAGAAGUAAACAUUUAUAAACAUGUAGUCAAGUCA
This is a messenger RNA of Lineus longissimus, 2673 nucleotides long. RefSeq lists its product as uncharacterized. Gene Ontology annotation, molecular function: hexosyltransferase activity. The coding region runs from base 314 to 2419 and encodes 701 amino acids. Lineage: Eukaryota; Metazoa; Nemertea; Pilidiophora; Heteronemertea; Lineidae. Gene Ontology annotation, cellular component: Golgi membrane. The record is from RefSeq and is a predicted model, not a curated record. The transcript has 2 exons.